UGGCCCAAGGCCUUGACAGAAGCCACGAAAAGAAACCCUAGACCCUCCUGAAGCUGCAUCAACGCAAGCUGCUCGGUUAGCUGAACGAAGCCUGUGGACUGGAUUGCUCGCUCCACACCAGUCCGUUUCUCUACUCUUGCUCUCAGCUCUUUCGUGAAAGCUUUGCUAUAUUCCUGUGGUAGCAGAAAUGAGUGGCCGCUUUUCUCGGACAAUUUAUGUUGGCAACUUGCCAUCAGAUAUAAGAGAAGGGGAAGUUGAAGAUCUAUUUUACAAGUAUGGCCGCAUACUGGAUAUUGAGUUGAAGAUUCCACCUCGUCCUCCUUGUUAUUGUUUUGUGGAGUUUGAGAAUGCUCGGGAUGCAGAAGAUGCAAUCAGGGGUCGUGAUGGAUAUAAUUUUGAUGGCUGUCGUUUGAGGGUUGAGCUUGCCCAUGGUGGUAGAGGGCAAUCUUCAAGUGAUCGUCGUGGUGGCUAUGGUGGUGCGAGUGGGGGUCGGUAUGGCAUCUCACGCCAUUCAGAAUUUCGAGUUAUUGUUCGUGGACUCCCAUCUUCUGCUUCCUGGCAAGAUUUGAAGGAUCAUAUGCGAAAAGCGGGUGAUGUGUGCUUUGCUGAAGUUUCUCGAGACGGUGAUGGGACUUUUGGUAUUGUUGAUUAUACUAAUUAUGAAGACAUGAAGUACUCCAUUCGGAAGCUGGAUGACAGUGAGUUUAAAAAUCCUUGGGCUAGAGCUUAUAUUCGGGUGAAGAGGUAUGAGCGUACUCCAUCAAGGAGCCGUAGUAGAAGCCGCAGCAGAAGCAGGAGUCCAAGAAGGAACCGAAGUAAGUCAUUGGAACGAUCGCCAUCAAGAUCAGUGUCAAAGUCUAGAUCAGCAUCACCUGUUAAAUCACCCAGAGCAAGGUCAAGGUCAGCGUCAGGAUCUCCCAAUGGUAAAUGACUCUUGGUGAGGAAGGAGAUAGAUCUGAAGGUGGCUGAAUAAUUUAAAAUUCCAGUGAAAAUUCUUCAUGGCCUGUAAGAUGGACUUAAGAGGAAAUUUGACCAGAUAUUGCAUGGGAUUAUUACAUAAAAAUGUCUUGUUGAAAAACUUAGAACUAGGUAUUGAAUAUUUGGCGUGAUCAUUCUAGUGUCAAUUCGUGGAACUACUGCAUCGUUCAUUUAAUUGUCCUUUUCCUAUUAAACUUCAGUUUAUCAACUCAGAUUGCCAUCUCUAGAAUCAUUCUAGUGAAUGUUCUGAUUUGAUUUCUUCUA
Messenger RNA from Hevea brasiliensis (rubber tree), 1242 nucleotides. RefSeq names its product serine/arginine-rich splicing factor SR34A. Lineage: Eukaryota; Viridiplantae; Streptophyta; Magnoliopsida; Malpighiales; Euphorbiaceae. Gene Ontology annotation, molecular function: mRNA binding. The coding region runs from base 188 to 931 and encodes 247 amino acids. The transcript is spliced from 12 exons. The record is from RefSeq and is a predicted model, not a curated record. Gene Ontology annotation, cellular component: ribonucleoprotein complex; cytoplasm; nucleus.